Messenger RNA from Vicugna pacos (alpaca), 4150 nucleotides. It is a transcript of the gene LOXL3, whose product is annotated as lysyl oxidase like 3. Gene Ontology annotation, cellular component: membrane. Lineage: Eukaryota; Metazoa; Chordata; Mammalia; Artiodactyla; Camelidae. The record is from RefSeq and is a predicted model, not a curated record. Gene Ontology annotation, molecular function: copper ion binding; protein-lysine 6-oxidase activity. Gene Ontology annotation, biological process: collagen fibril organization; peptidyl-lysine oxidation; inflammatory response.
GCGGUGGUCACGCUGCCGGCAGCGAGAGGAAGGGGAGUUAUGGAUGGAGAGGAUGGUGGAGGGACCAGGGAAAAGGGGUGAUUUGGGAUAGGGUCAAAGGGAAGCCAACCUACUGAGGGUUUAAUUAUUGUCAAAGAAGAGUGAGACAUGAGAACGGUAGAGAAAGGAAGCAGAUAUUGAGGGUUGGGGGCUGCAGGGUAUUACAAAUCGGGCAGCUGAGAAGGCCCUGAGGCUGAGGGCUCCUCUGUGAGGCCGUACCCCUGGGUCCCCAAGCCAAAAUGUUCCCAGAACAAAGCUGUUCUGUUGGUUUGUUUGUCUGAGUUGGGGGAAGCAUGUUGGGGGUGGGGUAGCUCACUGUAGAGGGGCUGUUCUCCGCCCCAGACAGUGGGAAGGCCUUGGCUAAGGAACUGAUUGGUGCCCUGGCCUCCGGUAGCUCCGUGACAGUGAUGGCGGUGUCGGCAGGAGGCUUGGACAGCCCCCCUUCCCCACUUGAAGCCCGGCCCUCCUGGGCCCCUUGACCCUACAGGGCAUGUAGGGUGUGCAGCGAGCUCCCCAAUGCAUUCCAGUCUCUGCCUUCUUUGCCUGGAAUCUACCCACAAAGGACUCUUGGCUUAGCUCCCAUUAAGGGGAACCAAGAUCCGAGGGGCUCCCUGAGUCCCUCCUUGCCUGCUUCUCUCCACAAUCAGUAGCUAUCUUUCCCCUUACUGGCUGAAUGGGGUCAUCUGGGUCCCUCCUGCCUCUGCCCCCUCUCUCCUGUCAGCCCCUCUCCUCACCUAUUGUCUGCCUGUCUCAGUUGCUCCCCAAUUCUGUGUGCAGGCUCUCUCCUGAUCCCUUUCUAUCCAUCUUCAAAUUGUCUCUCUCCACUGUCUCUAUGUGGUCCCUUUCAUUCCCACAGUUUCCCUUCCUCUCACAUCCUGUCUGUCUGGGUCUUCCUCUCCGUGCCUCUUGCUCAGUCUCUAUCUCUUUAUCUUAACCAUUGUCUGACUCUUGGUCUCUAAUCCCUGUCUUUUGAUCACUGGGUCUUCUAGACUGGUGAGUGGGGAUUUGGUGGUGAUGAUGGCAGAACUAGGGGAGGACACUGUGAGGCAUAACAGCUAAUAAUCUGAGUUUAUUCUUUGCAAAAGGGAGGGAGAGCCUCUCUAUCUCUGUCUCUGUCUCCUCUUCCCCCCUCCCUAAUCUGGGUCUCUCAGGCUGUGCCUCUUUGAUUCUGCAUUUCUGCUCUUAUUUAGUGUGUGUUUCUUUCUCACUGUGUCUCUUAGUCCCUGGGUCCCUCUCUUUUUCCUCUGGUCUUAACCACUGUCCUUUUUCCUCUUGUGACCUCUCUCUCUCUCUCUCAGACCUGGGCCUGGCUCGAUUCCAGCAUCCCUCACAUACUCUCUCUCUCUGGGGCACCCAGCCCGUCCCUGCCAUGUGGCCUGUCAGUGUCUGGCAGUGGAGCCCGUGGGGGCUGCUCCUCUUCCUGCUGUACAGCUUGUGUGUGGGAUCUCCAUCCCCAUCCACGGCCCCCGAGAAGAAGGACGGGAGCCAGGGGCUGCGGUUCCGGCUGGCCGGCUUCCCCAGGAAGCCCUUCGAGGGCCGCGUGGAGAUACAGCGAGCUGGCGAAUGGGGCACCAUCUGCGAUGAUGACUUCACGCUGCAGGCUGCCCAUGUCCUGUGCCGGGAGCUGGGCUUCACCGAGGCCACAGGCUGGACCCACAGCGCCAAAUAUGGCCCUGGAACAGGCCGCAUCUGGCUGGACAACCUGAGCUGCAGUGGGACUGAGCGGAGUGUGACUGAAUGUGCCUCCCGGGGCUGGGGGAACAGUGACUGUACCCACGAUGAGGACGCCGGGGUCAUUUGCAAGGACGAGCGCCUCCCCGGCUUCUCGGAUUCCAAUGUCAUUGAGGUAGAGCAUCACCUGCAAGUGGAGGAGGUGCGACUUCGACCAGCGGUAGGGCGGGGCAGACGGCCCCUGCCCGUGACUGAGGGACUGGUCGAAGUCAGGCUUCCAGACGGCUGGUCCCAAGUGUGUGACAAAGGCUGGAGUGCCCACAACAGCCACGUGGUCUGCGGGAUGCUGGGCUUCCCUAACGAAAAGAGAGUCAACGUGGCCUUCUACAGGCUGCUGGCCCAGCGGCAGCAACACUCCUUUGGUCUGCAUGGGGUGGACUGCGUGGGCACGGAAGCCCACCUCUCCCUCUGCUCCUUGGAGUUCUAUCGUGCCAAUGACACCGCCAGGUGCCCUGGGGGGUCCCCUGCGGUGGUGAGCUGUGUGCCAAGCCCUCUCUAUGCAGCAGCGUCCAGUGGCCAGAAGAAGCAACAGUCGAAGCCUCAGGGGGAGGCCCGAGUGCGUCUAAAGGGCGGAGCCCACCCAGGAGAGGGCCGGGUAGAAGUCCUGAAGGCUGGCACGUGGGGUACAGUCUGUGACCGCAAGUGGGACCUGCAGGCAGCCAGCGUGGUGUGUCGGGAGCUGGGCUUCGGGAGCGCCCGAGAGGCGCUGAGUGGUGCCCGCAUGGGGCAGGGCAUGGGUGCCAUCCACUUGAGUGAAGUUCGAUGCUCUGGACAGGAACCCUCCCUCUGGAACUGCCCCCACAAGAACAUCACAGCUGAGGACUGUUCCCAUAGCCGGGAUGCUGGAGUCCGAUGUAACCUGCCCUACACUGGGGUAGAGACCAAGAUCCGACUCAGUGGGGGCCGCAGCCGACAUGAGGGACGAGUCGAGGUGCAAAUAGGGGGACCUGGGUCCGUUCGCUGGGGCCUCAUCUGUGGGGAUGACUGGGGGACACUGGAGGCCAUGGUGGCCUGUAGGCAGCUUGGACUGGGCUAUGCCAGCCAUGGCCUGCAGGAGACCUGGUACUGGGACUCAGGGAAUAUAACAGAGGUGGUGAUGAGUGGAGUGCGCUGCGCAGGGACUGAGCUGUCCCUGGACCAGUGUGCUCAUCAUGGCACCCACGUCACCUGCAAGAGGACAGGAACCCGCUUCACUGCUGGAGUCAUUUGUUCUGAGACCGCGUCAGACCUGCUGCUGCACUCAGCGCUGGUGCAGGAGACGGCCUACAUCGAGGACCGGCCCCUGCACAUGCUGUACUGCGCUGCCGAGGAGAACUGCCUGGCCAGCUCGGCCCGCUCAGCCAACUGGCCUUACGGCCACCGGCGUCUGCUCCGAUUCUCCUCCCAGAUCCACAACCUGGGACGUGCUGACUUCAGGCCCAAGGCGGGGCGCCACUCCUGGGUGUGGCAUGAGUGUCAUGGGCAUUACCACAGCAUGGACAUCUUCACUCACUACGAUAUCCUGACCCCCAACGGCACCAAGGUGGCUGAGGGCCACAAAGCUAGUUUCUGUCUAGAAGACACAGAGUGUCAGGAGGAUGUCUCCAAGAGGUAUGAGUGUGCCAACUUUGGAGAGCAGGGCAUCACCGUGGGUUGCUGGGAUCUCUACCGGCAUGACAUUGACUGUCAGUGGAUUGACAUCACAGAUGUGAAGCCAGGAAACUACAUUCUACAGGUGGUCAUCAACCCUAACUUUGAAGUGGCAGAGAGUGACUUCACCAACAACGCAAUGAAAUGUAACUGCAAAUAUGAUGGACAUCGCAUCUGGGUGCACAACUGUCACAUUGGUGAUGCCUUCAGUGAAGAGGCCAACCAGAGGUUUGAACGCUACCCUGGCCAGACCAGCAACCAGAUCAUCUAAGGUGCCACCACCCUCCUCUGCACACCACCACUGGCCCCCAGUGGCAGGGGUCUGAGGCUGCCAUUACCUCAGGAGCUUACCAAGGAAGAAUCCCUGACGUCAGCAGGCCCACAGCACUCAUCCAGUGUGCGCUGUGGGUGUGGAACUGUCAAGCGGAAGUGAUCGCCCUUCUUAGGCCAGCUGUCCGGAUCUAUGGCCACACAGGGGGCACUUUUGCUCCCAGGCCCAGCACCAAGCCAAGUACGCCACAAAGAGGAGCACCUGAUUAACUGCCCAGAACAAAAGACAGCCAGCAGCUCGUUUUCUUCAAGAGGGAGGUCAGAAUGGUCAACUCCAGUAUCUCCCCUCAGUUCAAGGAGAUACAGCUUUACCUCUAACCUUUUAGUGGGGGGACAGAGCAGUGUGCUACCCUCCCCCUCAUUUUUGAGUAUAACAUGUUGCUAGGUAUAAUUUUAUUUUAUAUAAAAAGUGUUUUUGUGA